Messenger RNA from Pan troglodytes (chimpanzee), 559 nucleotides. Its product is annotated as putative glycosyltransferase ALG1L2. NCBI's taxonomy places the organism in Eukaryota, Metazoa, Chordata, Mammalia, Primates, Hominidae. The annotation marks the transcript as partial. The transcript has 3 exons. Gene Ontology annotation, cellular component: endoplasmic reticulum. Gene Ontology annotation, molecular function: mannosyltransferase activity. The record is from RefSeq and is a predicted model, not a curated record.
CAUUGCAGGGCUGUGACCGUCUACGACAAGCCGGCGUCUUUCUUUAAAGAGACACCUCUGGACCUGCAGCACCGGCUCUUCAUGAAGCUGGGCAGCACGCAUUCUCCGUUCAGGGCACGCUCAGAACCUGAGGACCUAGCCACAGAGCCGUCAGCCUUCACGGAGUGGGAUGCUGGGAGCGGGCUGGUGACGCAUCUCCAUGAGGGGCCAGCCCUGCUGGUCAGCAGCACAAGCUGGAAAGAGUUUGAACAACUGACUCUUGACGGACAGAACCUUCCUUCUCUCGUCUGUGUGAUAACAGGUACCGCCUGGGACCCUGGGUGUCUGUUUGGUUGGGGGAUGGUGGAGGGGGAGGGGCACACAGCCUUUACCCUGUGCUUCCCACGAUCUUGUCCCCUUAAUCCUCACUGCAGCUCUGUGCCAUAGGGUCUUACACUGCUUGACAUGUGGGAAACUGAGGCUCAGAGGGUUUCACAGCAGGGCAGGGAGCCCAGAUUUAAAUCUGUAAAUACCAAGCUUUCUACUUUUUCAGUAGUUUCCAAGCAUCUUUUUUUUUGUU